UAACCUUGAGCCUAAGAGAGAUGUUGGUCUUACAAGACCUCAACCCUUAUAAUCUUGUGGAAAAUAUGCAUUUGGUCCUCACAUGUCCUCAUAUGAAGACCUUAGGAGAGCAUGACUCGACUAGUUGUACCCACCGUUUCAUUUUAGGGUCAAUAUCAGCAAUCCAUCGAUAAACCUAGAAACGAAAUUGUGAAAAUCAUGACCCUUACAAUAAGUUGGUCCCAAAGUUUUUCCUUUUUGACUCCUUUCAUCUCUGCAAGUAUCGAAAGCACCAAAAUUUAAAGUGAGUUGUAUGAAAAAUAUGUCACAAAAGAAAGUGGAUUAUAAAGUUUCUUUCUUUUACUUUAAUUUUCUUUACUUAAUAUUAUCAAAUAAUCUCUUACACACCUUCCACUUCUUUUCUUAGUUCAUAAGAAAAAAAGUCGAUUAAAUUUGAAAACCUACGCUCGUAAUUCACACCCAUACACAAAGAUGUAUGUGACAAGACCUCUUUCCAUGUACAGGAAAUCGCCAAGCACCCUUUCCCUUCAUCCACCCGAUGCUCCACAUUCAGGUUUCUUGGUGAUUACAGAUGAAGAUGCAGAAGCGCACGACGCGUCUUGCUGGGGCCUAUGCAAGCGCAGAAAGGUAUCGAAACUGCCGUUCCCACAGGACAAGAUACUGACCAUAGUUUACACGUCGGAGUUCCAAGAGGCGACGAAGACCAAGGUCUGGUUCAUCCCGGUUCUUGAUCAGCCUCUAUCGUCUCGUUGCUACUAUGUCAUCAAAGCAAGUGGCAGGCACAAAGGGAAAGCUUACAGAUGUGCUAGAGAGAGGGACAUCGUGAAGUGCUGCUUUAACGACUUCUUGGGAGACAAGAAACCAAGGGUUUUAAAUUUUAGAGACAUAUACCAACAAGUUAAGAUUCAUCGCUUCGAAGGUGGUGGGUUUUUCGCAAGGGCUGUAGCUCCCGACGGCGUUCCCCCAAAAUUCCUCAAUAAAAAAGGAUGGAAAGUUCGCAGCUCGAGUAUGUAUCGUUCACAACUAGGUGAAGCUUUAGGCCUUGACGCCUCGCUCCGUUCACGUCUUCCGGACUUCAAUUUUACCGUCUUUCAAAAGCGCUCGCGUACUAGCACUGUGGGGAGCUGGUACUGUCCAUUUGUGUUUGUAAGAGAGAGAGCAACCAUAAGACAGCAGAUGAAGAAGUCGAAGUACUACAGGGUGACUUUUGAGCAAUGGUGGGAAGAGAUAUACUCUUGUGGGAACGUUAACCGUGAAGGGAACGUUGUGAACGUGAGCGUAGAUGUGCAAAGGGAAGUGGCUAUGGUAUCUGCCAUGCAAGCCGUGAAGGAUGAUAGGAACGGACGAACAGGGUUCACCUGGUACAAAGCCCAUAACCCAUACAGCAAGAAAGUGGUGAGUGUAGGUUUGAGCUCGGCAAUUGUUCAGAAUAUGAGAUGGGUUUUGGAGGCAGGAGGGUGGGUAAGUGGGGGUGAUGAAAUGGAUGUGAGAGUAGAGAAGGCAGAAGAGAUUACAAGUGCAACUCGGUGGAGGAAGUUUGGGUGUUACGUGUUGGUGGAGAGCUUCUCUUUGAAGAGAAUGGAUGGAAGCUUUGUAUGGAGAUCCGAUUUUAGGCACACCGAUAAGAUUCGAUGUAAAUGGGAAUAAGGUUUCCAUUAAGAUUCUCCGUCAAUGAACAAAAAAACGAUGGAUCCUCAUAUGUUUUCUCUUUACUGUUCCUCUGUAGCAACGGUGUAUCCUCGCAUGUAUUCGCUUUACGGUUCAUAUGAAGGAUGUAAAUUUCCAAUGCUAUGAAGUACGAAGUUAUGAAAUUUUCAAAAUCAA
Messenger RNA from Pyrus x bretschneideri (Chinese white pear), 1824 nucleotides. RefSeq lists its product as uncharacterized. The transcript is spliced from 2 exons. The record is from RefSeq and is a predicted model, not a curated record. The coding region runs from base 472 to 1647 and encodes 391 amino acids. Lineage: Eukaryota; Viridiplantae; Streptophyta; Magnoliopsida; Rosales; Rosaceae.